AAGAAAGAUUCCUCAAAAAUCAGCCAUGAAAGUAAUGAAGAAAGGUAAAGUGCACCCAACUCAUUCUCUUCCACCAUCUUCUUCUUCUUCGAAUGGAGAUGACUCUCUUUCUGUCUUUAAGCUCCUCCCGAGUGCGAUUCUGGUUCUGGUGUCGGUUCUCUCGGCCGAAGAUCGGGAAGUUCUUGCUUACUUAAUCACCAGGUCACUCAACACCACCACCGUCGUACUCGUAUCAAGCAAGAAGAAGAGAAGUCAUGAUAAAGUUCCUCUUUUUGACUGUGGAUGUUUCGAUUGCUACACAAGUUACUGGUCUAAAUGGGAUUCUUCGUCUAACCGUGAGCUCAUCAACCAGAUCAUAGAGACCUUCGAAGAUCAUCUCACUAGCGACGAGAACUCUGCCUCCCACAAAUCCAAGAAAAACAAGAGCAGAGCAAAGAAGACAGAGAUAUCGGAAGAACCCAUCGCUAAAACCACAGAACCACCGGUGGCUUCCGAUGAAUUCCCACGUGAGAACUCACCGGGCGUCGUGAGUGGUCACAGCAAGGGUUUGGCGAGGAAGGUGUUACCGGACGUGUUGGGUUUAUUCAAUUCGCGUUUUUGGAGCCUUUGGAAUCUCAACGCUUAAGAGGCAAUAAGGCAUCAUCGCUCUA
Molecule: messenger RNA, 650 nt
Organism: Arabidopsis arenosa
Lineage: Eukaryota; Viridiplantae; Streptophyta; Magnoliopsida; Brassicales; Brassicaceae
Source: the annotation of a GenBank genome assembly